This is a messenger RNA of Equus quagga, 10915 nucleotides long. RefSeq names its product crystallin beta-gamma domain containing 3 (gene CRYBG3). The transcript is spliced from 21 exons. The coding region runs from base 16 to 9252 and encodes 3078 amino acids. Gene Ontology annotation, molecular function: structural constituent of eye lens. The record is from RefSeq and is a predicted model, not a curated record. Gene Ontology annotation, biological process: lens development in camera-type eye; visual perception. Lineage: Eukaryota; Metazoa; Chordata; Mammalia; Perissodactyla; Equidae.
UGGGGCGGGGUCUGAAUGGGGGCGUGGCGCUGCCCGGCUCCUCCCCAUCCUCGUCGUCGUCCUCCCUCGGGCGGGCAGGCCGGCGGAGGCAGGAGGAGAAGGAGCCGCGCCGCGCGGGUUGGGGCGGGGUCUGAAUGGGGGCGUGGCGCCGCCCGGCUCCUCCCCACUCCUCGUCCUCCCUGGGGCUGGCGGGCGGCGGGAGGAGGCGCCGCGGACCCCUCUCCGCAGGAUCCGGGAUGCACUGAGCGCCGGGUCGGAGCCCGCGUCGCUCCUGCGGACGGGCUCGGGCGCACCGCGGGCCAUGUCGGGCGGCCGGAGGCGGGGCGGCGCCCCCUGGCACAGCUUCUCCCGGCUCUUCGGGCCCCGAAGCGCUUCCCGGGACAAGGAGGAGGAGGAAGAGAGGCCGGGCGCCAGCGCGCCGCCCGCUCCGGGCCGGGGCGCCGCCAGAUUCCCCAAAGUGAGGACAAAAGGAACUGUGCUGAGAAGCCAGUCACUCUUCCAACGCCGGAAGGUUCCAAAAAGCCAAAUGACUUUUCCAGUUCUGCUCCAGAUGCCAAAAUAGGAGAAAGCGAUAGACAGCCAAAAGAAAGCUUUUUUCAGUUUCUUGGUACCUUAUUCAAUAUUUCAGGAAAAUCAUCUCUUGGGGAAGCCAAGCAAUCUUCUUUCAAAGACAACCAUGACAAAACUGAGAAAGAUUUACGAAAUCCCAGUGACCGGCAUGAGGAAGGGGUCAGAAGGGAGCAGGAGACUGUCAACGGCUCCCUGGGAGCCCAGGCACUUCCCGCAGAGGAACAGGAGUCCCAUGCACCUAAACUCUCAGACGCCUGUUCUUUGGAUACAACACAAGACAGUGAACAGGAAACCAGUGAUUUGUUAAAACAAAUGAAUGGUAAACUAGAGAGGCCUUCAGUAACAUAUGCAACGUAUCGAGGCCCCAGACAAAUCAGGAAAUAUUUGAGGCAACAGACUGCAUUAGAAACUGUGAAUGCCUUGGGCAGAGAAAAUGAAAAUUCUGACUCUAGUGCAAGCACAUAUAUUGGCCCUGGAAGUGACAUUGAAGCUGGGAUGGUGCCAUCAUCAUCAGCUUGCACAGACAUAGCUAUGAAAGGACAUUUGCUCGAGUGUCCAUUAGAAGACUGUGAUUGUAGCAAAAUAAAUCUCAGCACAGAAAGACAUCCGACAAACAACCCAGAACUGGAGAAUAUUUCUUCUUACGAGGAUGUCUUAAAUAAAAACGAUCCUGGGGGACCGGAGAGAAGUAGGUCAUCGCCGCCUUCUGUGACUAACUCCAGCUCCACUGCUGGAGAAUCUGACUCACAGCACCAUUUAAGUUGUGUACCGGUUUCUCAGACUGACAGAAAUUUGGAAUGUUUAGCAUUGUUUACAGGAAGUAACAGUAGUGAAGUUCCUUCCAGUCCAGACUUUCAGAGGAUAAUUACAACAGAAACUAUAAUAAAAGAAAAUAGCUCUGUGAUGAGUGAUGGGACAUUGGUGCACAGAGAACACCAUGUUGAGCCUGAGAGUCCUGGUGUUUCUGCCUUCUCUUGGAGUGAAGCUGAUGGAAGUGACACUACCAAACAGGAAAGUACACAUUUUCCAAGUUCAAAUAAACCAGUUAGGCAUGGAGAUCUGCGGUUGCCAGAGAGCAGGUGUUCUGACAAGCAGACUGUAGGGAACUCCUCAGAGCAGGCUGCCGGUCACAACAGCACCCCUGCUUUUCAGAUGCAGGCUGAGACAGACGCAGAACUUGUCAAUGAAGGAAAUAGGUCAUCUUCCCAAGACUCACAGGAAAAUUUGGUUUGUACAGAAAUCAGGCAAGAAACAGAAAGUGCCUCAGUUGGUGAACCCACAAUUUCAAGUCAUGUAAAAGCUCCAGAAGGUAGAAUUGAGUCAUUACUCAAAGAUAAUGACCAAUUGUUUAUAACAGAAGACAAAAAGCUUGAUUUUAGGCCACAUGGCAAAAUGCCUCAGGCUAUUAGAAUAAAUCAAAGGGACCCUGCCUCUGUAAAAUGUAUCAGUGAACCAGUGGUUGCAGCAUGCUUAGACAAUAAAAUAACACCAGAACUGAAUUUUGAACUUAAUAGAAGUCACAUUUCAGAAUCUAUUCUUGGCUCUGAGUGUCCUCAACAAGCCAAAGUCUCACCUGAUGCCAGAACAUCUCUUACCCAAGACUCUAAAGAAUCAAAUUUCACUGUUUCACCCCCUACCUUUGUCUCUGGAGUUGGCAUGCUGAGCAAGUUGGACAUUCCUCUUUUAAAGAAUGAGAGUUAUUCUUUGCUCAUUGAAACUGAGGAUGUCAACACUGGUGGUAUUUCCAAUCAGUCUAGUAAGUGUAAAGAAGAAAAUGUGGCAAAACAAGUCGAGGCUGCAGGAAGGCCUGCUUGCCUUCGCCUUGAGCAUGCAUCUGCAAUUCCUGAAUCCAAGAAAGUUCUUCCUGAUAGUGAAAAAUGCCAGGUUCCACUAGAUCUUAAAGUAAGUGACACCCACUUAACUGGAGUGGACUCGAGAUUUGAGUCUGAACACAUCUCUAAGGACUGCAGUUCCAUUUUAUCUCAACACCCUAAUAAAACAGAGUUAAUGCUUUCAAACACCAAAGCAAGUGAGAACACCAUAAAGAGGUCUGAUUCUCUUUCCUUGGAAACAAAAAGUGAUAACAUUGCUAAGAUUUUCUUAGAAGUUGAUGGUCAGUACAGUGUUCCUGUUGAGUCACAUUCUGGAAGAGGAAGAACUGUAGCUGUCUCUAAGAUAUCCAUUUCCCAAACAGAGCCCAGAGACAUUUCUCAGGAUACAGUUUCUUCUUCAUUCGAAAUUACAGAUGUGCCAGCAAAGCCUAUUUUAUCAGAAUUAACUUCCCUAGAGUUUGAACAGGACAAAAGUUUUCAAUUGAUAGAUCAUAAGGAGGUGACAGAGAAAUAUCAAAAUGCUGGCCUUAAAGAGAAUUGCCAAAUUGAGAUUUCUUCUUUGGCCUCCAAAUAUCAAGGUAUACAGGAAACAGAGGUAGAAGCCUUAGGUUAUCCUUCUGCUUUUCUCAAAAGUAAUAUAUCAGGGAUUUUACCUCCUGUUCGUGAUGAAAAUGUCACUAAGCAAAUGAUGCAAAAUUGUGAAGCCAGUGCUUGGGUGAUUUGCCAACCUUCAGAUAUUUGUGGGACUAAAAAGAUUUCUGGUUUCUCAGAAAUGGCAGAACUCAGCUUAACUAAUACUUCCCCAAAAUUCCAAGAAACUGACAACACAAAAGUAAAUUCACCUCUUCUGGGUUCUGAUACCAGUUUGGAAAAAAAGGCUUUUGCUUCUGAGGAUUCAAGCUUUUGUAAUGUUCCUUCUGAGCUGAGAUCAGAAAAGAAAGUCAUGUCUCUCAGAGAGAAAGAGAACCCUCAUUUCUUAAGUGGUGGUAUUGGUAGGGUGUCAUCUUCCUCUAGUUGCUCUGAAGAAGCUAGCAUGGCUGCACAUUCACAUAACCCUCCCAAUAAUUUUGGUUCUGUAAAAGUCACCACAGAUGUCACACAGGAAGGUGCCUCCUUAGCUAACCUGCUGGACCCUAACAGCUCUUAUUUGGAAUUUGAAACAUCUGUCUCAACAGAGGCCGAAGUGACUCCAUUUCAGGAAUAUGUUGGGAAUCCUCCUGGAAAGUAUCUCAAUUUCCCAACUGCUGCCCAAUUUGACAGUCCCAUGGAAGCUGAGCCUGGAGCAGUUGCUGAGCCUUCAGCGUCAGUUAACAGCUCAAGCCUGCAGUGUUCUGAAGCAUCUGCUGAGCACAUAGAAGCAAGGGGGAGAGCACAUGACCAACUUUUGGACUUCAAAUGUGGUUUACUUAAAAAGGCUGACACAUUGAUUGGUGAGAUUUUUAAUUCUGUCAGGGAGGAACUAAAAUCCAAACAUACAGUUGAUACCUGCCAGGAGCAUAUAGCCAUAGACAGCAUAAUGAAUCCAGGUACCCUGAAAGAAGACACCCCUGAGAAAAACCCACAAGAAGUGACACGGGCCGGGAUCCAGCUGGCGGAGCAUUUGGAAGAGCAGGUCAUGAAAAACAUGUCGGAAGUCCAAGGGGAAGAAAAAGCCCGUGUUUCACCUACAGCUGGUGAGAAGAGUCUCCUUUUUGAUUCUGAUAGAAUGAAUGUGUCUUGUUUGUUAGAAGAUCAAGCUAGGAAAUUAGUCAAUGAGAUUAUUUAUUCAGCCCAAGAAAGUCUGACAAAUGCUUUUGAAGAUACUAAAGAUACCUGCACUUAUGAACUUCAGGCUAACCCUUCAAAAAUCCUGAACAGUGAUGGUGGUAAGCCACAUGAUAUAGUCAGGGAGUUCUUGGUGUCAGAACAGGCAAUAAAUCGAAGCGCAUGUGAAAUUAGUGAAAAUAAAGCGUUAGGUAGAUUAUUCUCUGUAAGUAACUUAGUUAGUGACACAGAGUCUAUUAAAGGAAGAGAAAUAGUUCUCUACCAAAAAUCCUCAUUUUCUGGAAAUGGAGUGGGACAGUCUGAUAGUAUAGAUUUGCAGGAAUCAGAAACUGUUUUACUAGCUGAAGACACACCCCAUAAAGGGUUAGAUGAUAAUGUAAAAACACAUUUCUUUCUCCAAGAGGACUCUAAAGAUAAAAUGGAAAUAGAGUGUGUGGAUAAUCACAAAACUGGACGAGAGGAUACUAGAACUCUUGUAUUAAAUUUCAGAUGGCCUCCAUUUGCAAAUGAUGACAUCCAUGUGCCUGGGACAUCCAAAAGCAGUUUGUCUGAUAGUCUUGUAUGUGUAUCUGAAAAAACCUUGCCAGGACAUGGUAAUAAAAGUACACCCCUCACGAUGUCUGAAGUAGGGAAAGUACAUAAGAUGGAUACUGAAGUAAAUAUGGGAAAAAUUGAGCUUAUACCUUCCAUGUUAGAAAUGGGAAAAACAUAUAAAAAGGAUGCUGACUUGAAUAUUAUGAAACGUGAGGCAGUCCCUCCUAUGUCAGAAAUGGGAAGAGCACAUGAAAAGGAUGCUGAAUUGAAUACCAUAAAAACUGAGCCCAUAGCUGACAUUUUUAAAAUGCGUGAAGCGUACCAAAUAGAUUCUGAGAGGUAUAUUGAAAAAACUGAAGGAUUACCUACCAUACUAGAAAUGGAAAAAGGUUGUAAAACAAGGGAUACUGAAAGGGAUAUUGGCAAAAGUGAUGUGAUGCCUAUUAUGUCAGAGGUGAAAAAUGUUCACCAAAAAGAUGCUGAGGUAAUUUCUGGAAAGACGGAAAUAAGACCUGUUAUGUUAGAAAUGGAAAAUAUUUACCCAAAGGAUGCUGAAGGGGAUAUUGCAAAGACUGAGAUGACACCCGUUACAUUAGAAAUGGAAAAUAUUUACCAGAAGCAUGCUGAAGGGGAUGUUGGCAAGACUGGGGUGACAUCGGUUAGGUCAGAAAUGGAAAAUAUCUACCAAAAAGAUGCUGAGGGGAUUACUGAAAAGGCUGAGGUGAUACCUGCUACAUUAGGAAUGAAAGAUUCUUACCCAAAGGAUGCUGAAGGGGUUAUUGCAAAGACCGAGGUGUCAUCUGAUAGGUUAGAAGUGGAAAAUAGUUACCCAAAGGAUGCUGAGGGAGAUGUGGACAAAUCUGAGGUGAUGCCCAUUAUGUUAGAAGUGGGAAAUAUCUACCAAAAGGAUACGGAGGGGAUCACUGGAAAGACUGAAAGGCCUAUAUCGGAAAUGGAAAACACUUACCAAAAGGGUGCCGAAAGGGUGAUUAGGAAAACUGAAGUGGUACCUUUUGUGUUAGAAGUGAAAGAAGCACACAAGAAGGCAGGACCUGCCUCCUUAGAAAUUGGAAAAGCAUGCCAGAGAGAUGCUAAAGAGACAAGCGGAACGCUUGUGCCCAUGCUCUCUGUGUUAGAAAUGGAAAGAACAUCCCCAGAAGACUCUGACGGGACUAUCAGGAAACACAAAGAGUUGUCUACAGUCGUAAACAUUGAGAAAACGAAUGAAACAGGUCUGGAAUUGCCCAUUACACAAGCAGAGGCCAUGCCUCCCAUAUUUGAAGAUGAAAAAGCAUCCCACGAGUAUACUGAAGUGGGUGUUGGAAAAAUGGAGGAAGAGCCCACUGGAAUAAAGGAAGGCUUAAUGGUGCGUGACAGCAGACUCACCUCCUAUUUCAGGGGAUAUGAAUCACCUACACUAAGUAAGGAUUAUGAAGGCUACCCAUCCUUAGCAAUGCCGAAUUUUCAACCUGAGGCCAUAAGAAUGCUUGACAAAAAAACAUCUGUUACUGCAGUAGAUGACAAAACCAGAGAUCUACAUUAUAACAAGGAAAGAGAAGACUCAAACUUAGCCUUCGUUUCUCAGGAUGAACAAGAAAAUUCUUCCUUUACUAUCUUAUAUGAGGAACCCCUCCAAGAGGAGGACAAACAUGCUACCACAGAAGUCAGAAGGACACACUCGCUCUUGUUUUCUGAUACUUCUGCUGACAGCAUGCCUGUUCUUGCAUGUGAAAGGUCUGAGAGCAGAACUGACCUCGUCCAUCAUUUUGAAAAGGAUACUAAAUUAGGUGAGACAUUUGGUAGUGAUAGUUCAGAAGUGUUCUUAUCAGUGGAGGCUAAAAGGUACAAAAUUUAUCCCUUAGCCUUGUCUCCCAUUUAUGAGGAUGACAGCUCUCAGGAGGACAUUCUGUCCAGUGAGGUGUCACCUGGACAUCACGGCUCCACAAAAUCAAGAGAGAGUGCAAACCAGCCCUCUUCUGUCUUAUCACUUCUCCAGUCAGUAUCAGAGCGUCUGAAGAUGAAUUUUGAUGAAGAUGAUGGACAGGAGGUAGGAGGGGAGAGGGAAGAGGAGGAGGAAGAGGAGGAGGAGGAGGAGGAGGAAGAACCAUUGCAUAAAGGAAGUCUGAGAGCUAGAAGGAGGGAAGCCAUUACCUUCAAGCUGCCAGAUCCUUCCAUCACAUUUUACCCUGAUGAUGACCAGGAAAGGACUGGACUUUCUAAGAAUGCAUAUGUAAUGUCAAAUGAACCUACUACCUCUAAUCUGCAAAUUGGUCUGUGGCCAGAAAAGGCCUUGUUUCUACAAAAAUCUGACCUUACUUCUAAGUUACAUUCUUCUUUAAAGAGUGCUUAUCAUCAGUAUUUACAGACUUCCAAAACCCAUUCCUUGGAAAAAGGAGCCAGAUUUGGUGGGAUUUUUCAUGAACCAGCGUCAAAAUACUUCCAUGCUCAGGACAACUCAGGCAGAUUAAGCCCGUUCACGGAGAAUGUUGACAGACAAACUCUGAAGUGUAACCCAAGACCUGGGAAGAUGGUUGUCUAUGAUCUCCAGGGAAGUAGAUAUAAACAAGAGAUCUACUGUAAUAUUCCUGAUGCUACAUCAUGGUCCUUUCCAAAUGGAGUACUGAUAAAAGUUGUAAGGGGCUGCUGGAUUUUAUAUGAGAAACCACAUUUCCAAGGUCAGAAGUGUGUGUUAGAAGAAGGGGAAAAGGUGUUAAAUAAUGACUGGGCCCUUCAACACAGAAAUCGUCCACAGAGAAGCUUUGUAUUCGGUUCUGUCAAACGUGUCUUAAAGGAUUGCAGCAUUCCCGAGAUAGAACUUUGCCCACAGUCUGAUCCAGCAUGUUGUCCUGUCUACCUACAGCGAGCUGUCCCCAAUUUGGAAGAGCUGAACAUCCCCAAAUCUGUGUCCUUCACUGUGAAGUCAGGAGUUUGGCUUGCCUACCCAGAUAUUAAUUUUAAGGGGCAAGCUACAGUUUUGGAGGAAGACUGCGGACUCUUUGAGAUUUCUGCAGCAGAAAUGAAAUCGUUGCAUCCACUUCAAAUGGGUGGACUGAAAGUGGAAAUGCCUAUGAACUUGAAGGUUAUUAUUUAUGAAAAACCUCACUUUCAUGGACAAGCCAAAGAGUUUAGUGAACAUAUAGAUUCUGUCCCUAAUUUUUUAAAAGAUGAUGGGGAUUUUCAUGGAAUUGGAUCAAUUCGUGUCAUUGGUGGAGUGUGGGUUGCCUAUGAAAAAGAACAUUUUAAAGGCCAGCAGUUCUUGCUUGAAGAAGGAGAUUUCGAAGACAGUAAUGCCUGUGGAGCAUUAAGUGGUCCCAUCCUGUCUUUCCGGUAUUUACAAGCUAAUUUUAUAGAAUCUUCUAUCAUGCUGUUCGAUUCUGACCUAGAAAGUGGGAAGUUUAUUGACAUUACAAAUCAGGAAGUUUCUGACUUAGAAGAAAUUGGCUUUGGCAGUGAAACAAGAUCCGUUCACGUUAAAAGUGGCGUAUGGGUUGCCUACCAGCAGAAGUUCUUCUGUGGAGAACAAUACAUUUUAGAGAAAGGGAAAUACAAAUGCUUUUUUGACUGGGGAGGAUCAAAUAAUACGAUCAUGUCAAUACGACCUAUCCAACUGGAACCACUUGGGAUAAAUGAACCUCCACAUUUGCUCAAAGCAUUCAGUAAACCCAGCUUCCAAGGUGAAUGUAUAGAUUUUACAAAAGAGAUUUCUGAUUUGACUUCAUUCACUCCAUGUUCUUUUAAAGUUCUUCGGGGUUGCUGGCUCCUGUAUUACCAAGAGGAUUUUUCUAACAAUCAGUGUGUGUUAGAAGAAGGCCUCUAUGCUGACCUCACUUCCUGUGGCUGCCCAACAUCUAGAGUCAAAUCUCUCAAGCCCAUUGACUAUGUUUUUGAAGAACCCUCCAUCAGCCUUUUUGCUCUGGAACAUUGUGAGGGAAGAGAGUUACAUCUAGAAGAGGCUGUGAACUCUGUUCUGAACAAGGACCUGCACUUCUACACCCAGUCAGUGUGGGUGAAAAGUGGACUGUGGAUAGCUUAUGAAGGAUCCAAUUUCUUGGGAAGACAGAUCCUCCUCGAGCCUAAUGAAAUCCCAAAUUGGACAGCAUUCAGUGGAUGGAAAACAGUUGGUUCCCUCCGUCCUGUGAAGCAGCCUGCGGUGUAUAUUAGAAUAAAGAACCGAGCCCAGGAUGAAUAUCUGACAGUCACUGGAAAUGCAGCUGACACAAGGGCCACGUCUGUGUGCGUCUCUCCCUACAGUGGAAAGAAUACUCAGAUCUGGUACUACUGUCGAGGACUCUUUAAAUCCAAGGCCAAUGACACAUGUCUCGAUGUGAUUGGUGGUCGGGACACACCCGGAGCUAAAGUGGCCCUGUGGACUGAACACGGGCACUUCAGGCAGAAGUGGAGACUGAACAAAAAUGGAACCAUCAGCUCCUAUCUCAGUGAUCAACUUGUCCUUGAUGUGAAAGGAGGAAAUUAUUAUGACAAGACUCAUGUAAUUGUAAAUCAGUCCAUGGAGGGAGAAGAAACACAGAAAUGGGACAUUGAAAUAUUGUAAGAAUCCACAGCGUCCCUAGAAAGAGCAAAGGAAGAAGGAAGCUCACGCCCCGCGGAAGCGAAGUCCCCAUCCACACGCUCCUGAUCACUGGACAGAACCAAGCUCCAAGACCACUGCUCUUACCCACAGAAAAGCUCAAAGCACUUGCCAAUUAGUCAGUGUCCCGUGAAGCAUACGUUAUGAUUGCUGGGAAAGGUUCAUUCCUGCGUGAUCUCCAGUUUUGGUGACCAUGUUUCCUGCAGUCUAUGUUUUUUCUCUCCUAUCCACCACACACGAAUCCUAUUCCUAACAGCCAUGAUAGGACACUGGAGGCGCUGUCAUCGUGUAUUAGUUUUUAACAUCCUGGUAGAUGCGUCUGUGAGUGCAAGGCACAGGGAAAUAAACCCCUAUAGAUCAAGUUAUACUUUUGCAAAAAGAUGAGUAAUUUUUUAGCAAUAUCUGAAAACAUAUAUGCUGUUAGCUGCUGCAUUCGUUAAACUUAAAGGUUCUCUAUUGAGGCUUUUCUAAGUAUUCACACUUGUAACUGACCCCAGGGAGGGACCUCAGCUUUGUUAGGAAAAAGGCUCAAGUACUAGAGUAUUUUCUGUGGCCCUUCUUUGCUCAGUCCUUCAAACUAAAAAAGCACAAACAACUGUGGCCAUUCUUGCACUCUAAGUAUUAACAAAGGCACCCUCACGGGUGACAGGAUGCUAACCAAUGGCUACCUCUCCUGGUGCUGAGACCUCCCUCUAGAUCUGCCUGAUCUGUCCUCAAGAAGUGUUUAUAAAGACUGUUUCGCCUAUGUAUAAGAGUACUCAAAUUUUUCUUUGCCUGAAGUAAAGGGAAAUUUCAAAUGUUCAGAUUAAAACCAAGUAGCAAUUGAGCCUUGACCAUACCAUUUUAUUUUUCAAGUAAAGGUGGAGUUGAUUUAUCUACGCAAUGACAGAAAACUCUGUUUUUCACUCCCAUUUUAAAUAGCUUUGAUUUAAGCAAAAUCAGGUAGGAUAUCAUCUUUGACUUAAUUUCAAGUAAUCAUUACCAGCUUUAACUAUGCAACUCAUAAGCAUUUUUCUCUCCUGAGUUGGUUUUAAACUCAGAUUGAAACAACUGUUGUUCCCUUCAUCCCAACAUGUCUACUCUAUUUUUAUAUAGAAAGAUGAAAUACACCACUGAUAUUUUUUAAAAUAUCUAUAUGCACUUUAGAAUUUAAAAUAACAGUGAGUUGUUUAAACUCAAAGACCCACUAUUUUGAGUAUUUUUAAUAGAGACUUGGUCUUUCCAUGUAAGUAUUAUUAGUUUUUUUCCCUUCAAUCUCAGGCUUUUUUGUCAUCUUUCAAGCAGCACCUGUAAACUCCCAUAUGCCCAUAGAUGUGAGUGCCUCUCACUGGUGUGGCAGUAUUAUUUAAUGAAACUUAUAGGGGUAACUUUAUUUUAAUGGGGGUGGGGGGUUUGUCUAUAUGCAAAGGUAUGUAUAUUUUCAUUGUAAAAAUCCAAGUUAAAAUUAUUUUUCUUUGUGUUAAUUGUUUAAAAUUUUUCUAGAGCCAAUGAGGCUCUUUAAAAAAGUUAUUUCUUCCAAAGAACAAAGACAAAGCCAGGUAACAACAACCUUUAAAUUUAAAUGAUACAUUUAUUGGAAUUGUGCCUUUUCUACCAGACUGGAUUAAAUAAACUUGUCUUAAAGUAU